Andrographis paniculata is the source of this 1574-nucleotide messenger RNA. RefSeq lists its product as uncharacterized. The transcript has 4 exons. The record is from RefSeq and is a predicted model, not a curated record. Lineage: Eukaryota; Viridiplantae; Streptophyta; Magnoliopsida; Lamiales; Acanthaceae. Bases 318 to 1421 code for a protein of 367 amino acids.
AAAAUAAAAUACCAUAAUUAUUAGUCCGGGUUAGCCCAACCGGGCAUGGAGCGGGUAGCCUAUUUUUUCCGCUUCGUAAACUCUGCGGUUCUCUACCGCACGGUUCUGUGCAGUUACUGCCCGUCACUCUUGUUGUCCACGGUCUUUCUAUACCCAAUUUCGCAUAUUAAACCCUAAACAUUCAUUCUACAAUCUUCUCUGCAUCUUCUGGUCGGACAAAUUCCACACUCCAGCAAAAUCUCCGUGAUGGUGUGGUUUGAUAUCCUUGAGUAAUUUUCAGCUUGGUUCAAGGUUUGCUUUGCUAGAACUGUAAGGAAAUGGCAAAAGGUUCAAGGGGCAGACGCGGAAUUGCUUCGAGGCAGUGCAGACCGUCACCGUACCCCUUGUCAUCGUGCGCGCAGCAGAAGAGUUUCUCCAAAACAUUCAAAAAGGACUGGGAAGAUGCGACGUGUUCGGUGUGCAUGGAGCAUCCUCACAACGCCGUUCUUCUCCUGUGUUCUUCCUACGAAAACGGCUGUCGUCCCUACAUGUGCGGAACGAGUUUUCGCUACUCAAACUGCCUUGAUCAGUACAAGAAGGCCUGCACAAAAGCGGCACAGUGCCAAAUCCAUUCUCAUCACGACGCUCCCAACGAUAGUCGGGACCGCGAACCGUUCUCCGGUGCUCGGUUCUUAGCGAAUUCCGAGGCUACGGGGCUUGCCUGCCCGCUCUGCCGGGGUCAGGUGAAGGGGUGGACAGUGGUGCAGCCCGCCCGGGAAUAUCUUAAUUACAAGAAACGGAACUGUGUGAAGGACGAUUGCACGUUUGUCGGAACGUACAAGGAGCUGCGAAAGCACGUGAGGGCCGAGCACCCGUCGGCCAAGCCGCAUGAAGUGGACCCGACUCUCGAACACAGGUGGAGAACACUGGAGCGCGAGCGGGAGAGGGAUGAUGUGAUCAGCAACAUACGGUCGUCGAUGCCGGGAGCGGUGGUGUUCGGCGAUUACGUGAUAGAAGGAAAUCAUUUCAAUUUAGACAGCGGCGACGAAUUCGACGAGAACGGUUCUUUCCUCAGAUCUGAAUACGUCGAUGCAGGUAUCGACCGGGGCGUUCUGUCCAUGUUUUUCUUGCUGCAGGCAUUUGGUUCUGCAGGUGGUAACGGUAACGGCGGUAGUAGGGGUGGUGUGCGACGACUGCCGGAGAGAGAUGCUGCCGGAGGAGGAGUCGUGAGGCUGAGUCGGGGGAGCGCGGCGGUUGAUGGAUUUUACGGUGAUAGUGACGGCGAUGACGGCGGGAACGGUGUAUCGCUUGCGGACCGUCUCCUCCGGAAUCACGGUAGGGCUCUGUUGAGGCGAGCCGGGGCCGGGAGAAGAAGGCGGCAUAGGAAUGAAGGUAACGAUGGUAGUGUUGAGGAUCUAAAUGUUGGAGAAAAGGAAGGGUAGAUUGCGAAUAAGCAGGUCUGGACUGGACUGGACUGGGAGAUGGUACCUCCCUACUUUGAUUUAUGUCAUUUUGGUUUAAACACACACACACAUUGAGUACUCUAUACUGAGGAUGUAUGUAAUUUGCCAAUUUGAGCCCUCCUUUUCUGUCUA